UGGCAGCAUAUCUCUCUGCAUUUAUUGUUCUAUCUUUUAUAUAGGUGUGAUAUAAAAAUUUAAUACAAUUGUGGUAGUAUCAAUAUUCUGUCUAUGUGAAGAGAAGUUUUAAUCAGCUGUAAUCUGGAUGGAAUUUGGUGAAGGAGAUACAUCAGUAGAUAUAGCUUCUGAUGGGAGCAUCCUGUAUGUGACUGCAAAUGAAUCAUCAGAUCAUUCCUUGAAUGACAUCACUUCCAUCAAGAAAAAUCUCCCAUCUCCUGAGGAAAUUCUGGCACUGCAAAAGCCAGAAUCUGUGAAUCUUAGACCAGCUUGGAAAGGAAAAUUGGAGUCAGGAUCAUCAGAUAUCCAUAGCCAUAAUUGUGAGACUCAACACUCACAAUCUCAUGAUAGUUUAGUUCAAUCUCAAUCAGGAGCCAGGGCAUCACAAGAUGGAGGUCAUCUUGUAGAAGUUGAGGAAGAUGAGGAGGCACCAGAAGCAGUCAUUGUUCAAGGAUCAAUGCAUUUCAGUCUUGGCUCCUCUAUGCCCAAGAUCAAUGCAUCACUUGAACUGAAUACACCUGCAUUCUGUGUGGAUGAGAAAGUGGAGUUGGUAAGGCCCAUGAGUAGGGAAAUGGAAUCAGAUUCUGGCACUACCUCCCAAUCCUUGGGAGAAGAUUCAGGAAUCAUUAGUCCAAGUACAGAGCCUAUGGAUGUCACACCAAGUGAAAAAGUUGCCCCCAUGCUGGGUGCACAAAAGGUAUCUGAUUUCAUACAUUCUGGUACCAAAAAUUCUGAAGCAAGAGAUGUUUCGGCUGGGGAAAAUGAUAUUGAAAAUGGAAGUCCAGUCAGUCACCUUGAUGAGGGGGAAUGGACUGAGGCAUCUGAGGAAGAUACUGAAGAAAAUGAAGCUCAACAUGAGCUAACAGAUGUUAACUUCAAUGAAAAGGAGUUGCCAACAACAGUGUCUGUACUGAAGGCAUGGAAUGGAAGCAAAGUGUUCCUUGUUGGGACAGCACAUUUUAGCAGAGAAAGCCAACAGGAUGUUGCAAAAACUAUCUCAAUGGUUCAGCCACAUGUGGUCAUGGUGGAAUUGUGUAAGAGCAGAGUCUCCAUCCUUAGUAUGGAUGAAGAAACUAUCAUUGAAGAGGCCAAAAAUAUCAACUUUGAAAAGAUCAAAGCCAGCAUGAAAGAGAAUGGUGUUGUACAGGGUCUCCUCUACCUCCUCCUCCUGAAUAUGACAUCUCAUAUCACCAAGGAGCUUGGAAUGGCUCCAGGGGGAGAGUUUCGUACAGCAUUUCAUGAGGCAAAAAAUGUGCCCCAUUGCAUUGUGCAAUUGGGUGAUAGACCAAUUCAAAUCACAUUGCAGAGAGCUCUUGGGUCAUUGGGGCUCAGACAAAAAAUCAAGCUGGCCUGGCACCUAAUCACUUGCAAGGAUCCUAUCAGUAAGGAGGAAGUGGAGAAAUGCAAAAAUAGAGAUCUAUUGGAAGAGAUGCUGGCUGAAAUGGCUGGGGAAUUUCCAGCUCUUGAUGAAGUAUUUGUCAAAGAAAGGGACCUUUAUUUGACUCACUCCUUGCAUCUUGCUACAUCCCAGUCAGAUGUACCAAUGAGGGUGGUGGGUGUGGUUGGGAUUGGGCAUGUACCAGGAAUCGUUCGCAACUGGAAUAAGAAAUUGAGUGAAGUUGAGUUUUCUCAGCUGCUUCUCAUUCCACCCCCCUCACGCUUGGGUCGUGUUAUCAAGUUUACCAUCAAGGCUUCAUUCCUGGGACUUACUGCAUAUGCUUGCUAUCGUAUCUUCCCAUUUCCAAAGAUAGUCCAAGAAAGUGUCCAAGGAUUCACCAAUAAGAUUCGUACUUCCUUUGGUCGCUGAUUUGCUUUUCUUAUCCUUCAGGUUGACUUUUUGUGUGAAAGUGAAGAGAAAAGUAUCUGUGAUUCAUAGGAUGGCUGAAGAUUGCUACAGCCAUUUGGAACCAAACAUUUUGUACACUUCAGAGAAUGUCCCUGGCCCAGACUGCAACAAAGAGGACUUUGAAAUACAGUACCUUGGCUGUGAAUGUAAUGCUACAAGAUGUGGUUCCUGUAUAGAGUUAGGAUCUUCCUGCUCCUGUGUGAUGCACUUUGGACACAGCUACUCUGAAAAUCAUCUAGUAUCCAUUGAGCGAGGAAAAUUUCCCAUUUAUGAGUGUCAUUCACAGUGCUCUUGCAAUCCUGAUUGUGGAAACAGACUUGUGCAGUUUGGGCCUUGCAAGGAUCUGCAAGUGUUUCAUACUGAAAAGAAGGGUUGGGGGCUCCAGUGUGCAAAGACUAUCCCUGUCAGGAGUUUUGUAUGUGAAUAUGCUGGAGAGGUGCUGGGAGUUAGAGAAGCAAAGCGACGAGCAGCAGCUUCCCCAGCAGGAAGUGCAAAUUACAUCUAUGUAAUCCGUGAACAUGUUGUCACAGGAGUUCUACAGACAGUGAUUGACCCAACAUGGAUUGGGAACAUAGGUCGAUAUAUCAAUCACUCGUGCCAACCAAAUCUCUUUCCCGUCCUUGUUAGGGUUGGAUCGCCCGUCCCAAAACUGUGCUUCUUUGCUCUGGAUAAUAUUACUGCUGGUCAGGAGUUGACCUUCGAUUAUUCAGGGCUCGUUGAGGAGAAAAUGCAAAGCUCAAGAUGCCCAUGUGCCUGCCAAACACCUGUAUGCCGUGGUUUUCUUCCAUUUCAUCCCUCUGUGUUUGAUUCCCCUGUUCCCUGACUAACUCAUGUUGCUGUCUGUUUUGUUUUUCUUUUUUUUUUUUUGGUUGUGUAAUUUAAAGGCACAGUAUUUGUUGAUGACAUUCUUGUUCAUUUGCCAAGGUCAUAAUGGUCCAUCUGUUGUAACAUGCACUAAAUAUCUGAUUAAACUUGCUCCCAUCCCACCUCUUUCUAGAUUAUUUCAGAAAAUUGCAGGAUACAAUUAUCUCUCCCCUUGUUCAAUCUGCCAUGUAGAAUGGAAUCAUAAUAAAGCAGUUGACCCUU
Messenger RNA from Darwinula stevensoni, 2971 nucleotides. Lineage: Eukaryota; Metazoa; Arthropoda; Ostracoda; Podocopida; Darwinulidae. The record is from the annotation of a GenBank genome assembly.